Messenger RNA from Hipposideros armiger (great roundleaf bat), 6369 nucleotides. It is a transcript of the gene NEURL1B, whose product is annotated as neuralized E3 ubiquitin protein ligase 1B. Gene Ontology annotation, biological process: ubiquitin-dependent endocytosis. The record is from RefSeq and is a predicted model, not a curated record. Gene Ontology annotation, molecular function: ubiquitin protein ligase activity. Gene Ontology annotation, cellular component: early endosome. NCBI's taxonomy places the organism in Eukaryota, Metazoa, Chordata, Mammalia, Chiroptera, Hipposideridae. The transcript is spliced from 5 exons. The coding region runs from base 155 to 1822 and encodes 555 amino acids.
CCUCCCGGCUCCCGCCCGAGCUGCCGUCCGCCGGCUUGCCGGUGCAGCCGUGAUGCCCCGCAGCCCGACCCUGGCCUGGGUCCCCGGUUCACCGCGUAAUUAGCCUCCGUGCGCCCCGAGCGCGCCGCCACCAACGCCGCGCCCCGAAGCAGUGAUGGGCAACACGGUGCACAGGACCCUGCCAGACUCGAGCCCGCAGGCGCGCCUCCUGGCCACCCGGCCGUGCUGCGGGCCCGGACCUGAGCGGCGCACGAUCCUGGGAGAAGCGCCGCGCUUCCACGCUCAGGCCAAGGGCAAGAACGUACGGCUGGACGGCCACUCGCGACGGGCCACGCGGCGCAACAGCUUCUGCAACGGGGUCACGUUCACGCAGAGGCCCAUCCGGCUGUACGAGCAGGUGCGACUGCGCUUGGUGGCGGUGCGUCCAGGCUGGAGCGGUGCGCUGCGCUUUGGCUUCACGGCGCAUGACCCGUCGCUCAUGAGCGCCCAGGACAUCCCCAAGUAUGCUUGCCCUGACCUGGUCACGCGGCCCGGCUACUGGGCCAAGGCGCUGCCUGAGAACCUGGCGCUGCGCGACACCGUGCUGGCCUACUGGGCUGACCGCCAUGGCCGCGUCUUCUACAGUGUCAACGACGGUGAGCCCGUGCUCUUCCACUGCGGCGUGGCCGUGGGCGGCCCACUCUGGGCGCUCAUCGAUGUCUACGGCAUCACCGAUGAGGUGCAGCUCCUCGAGAGCGCGUUCGCCGACACGCUGCCGCCCGCGCGGCUCAGCCAGGCCCGCUUCAGCGCCUGCCCGCCGCCCAGCAGCCUCGACGCGGCCAACUUCGACAACAACGAGCUGGAGAACAACCAGGUGGUGGCCAAGCUGGGCCACCUGGCGCUGGGCCGCGCCCUCGGUCCGCCGCCCGCCGACGCCGCGGCCUCCGCCAUCCCGUGCGGGCCUCGCGACCGCCCGCGGCCUGCGUCGUCGCCGGCGCUGCUCGAGGCCGACCUGCGCUUCCACGCGACGCGCGGGCCCGACGUGAGCCUUUCCACCGACCGCAAGGUGGCCUGCGCGCCGCGGCCCGACGGCGGCCGCACGCUGGUCUUCUCCGAGCGCCCACUACGGCCUGGCGAGAGCCUCUUCGUGGAGGUGGGCCGCCCGGGGCUGGCGGCGCCCGGCGCGCUGGCCUUCGGCAUCACGUCGUGCGACCCGGGCGGGCUCCGGCCGGCCGAGCUGCCCGCCGACCCCGACGCACUGCUCGACCGCAAGGAGUACUGGGUGGUGGCGCGCGCCGGGCCCGUGCCGAGCGGCGGGGACGCGCUCAGCUUCACGCUGCGGCCCGGCGGCGACGUGCUCCUGGGCGUCAACGGGCGCUCGCGCGGCCGCCUGCUGUGCGUCGACACCACGCAGGCGCUCUGGGCCUUCUUCGCCGUGCGCGGCGGCGCCGCCGGCCAGCUGCGCCUUCUUGGUACCCUGCAGUCCAGCCCUGCGACCACAUCUCCAUCAGGGUCCCUCAGCGGCUCCCAGGAUGAUAGUGAUUCUGAUAUGGCCUUCAGUGUCAACCAGUCAUCUUCAGCAUCAGAGUCAUCCCUGGUGACGGCCCCCAGCUCCCCACUGAGCCCCCCGGUGUCCCCCAUGUUUUCCCCACCGGAGCCGGCAGGCAGCAAGAACGGUGAGUGCACGGUGUGCUUCGAUGGCGAAGUGGACACGGUCAUCUACACGUGUGGACAUAUGUGCCUGUGCCACAGCUGUGGCCUGCGGCUCAAGAGGCAGGCCCGGGCCUGCUGCCCCAUCUGCCGGCGGCCCAUCAAAGAUGUCAUUAAGAUAUAUAGGCCAUAGCCUGGCCCAGUGAUGGGCCACGGCCGGAUCAAGGUCACCUUUCUGAAACCAACCUGGGCUAGGCAACCAACAUGGCCACCAGGGAGUCCAAGGGCGGCAGCAGCCAUCUCAUCUGCCACUCUCCAGUGGUGGGCAAGGCGUGACAGUCAUGGAGACAAGGCCCCCGGGGGGCUUAGCCCGGCCACGGAUUGCUUCUGGCUCAAAAGCCCUUGUCCCCAAAAGGCCAUCCCAAGAGCAAGCUCAGGAACUGCCUGGCAGACCGCCCAUCCUCGGUGACCCCUGGGCUGGGAAACAGCGUCCUCUGUGCAAUGCUUUUUGCUGGGGGUGGGUUGAGUUGUUUGUGUUUAUGUGUGUGAGAGAAGGGGGGGGCAUGUGUGACAGAGAGAGAAUGCAUUGGUAUUUAUCCAGGGAUCCUGGCUCUAGGAGGUUAUUUAACACUAAGGAAUGUGAGACCUGGAGCCCAGACAUUAGCAUGACUAGAAAUUGUUCACUUUCUGGGGCUGUGACGUCAGCUGGUUUUGAAUGUAGGAAGCCUGCGCCUAAAUAGAACUCCCUGGGGUGGUAUAGAAAAGACAGUCAGAUUUUUUUAAGAGGAGAAAAAAAUAGCUCAUUGUUUACAGCUCCAAAGCAGCAACUCCUUGGGGUAGGUGGGAGGAGAACAUAAAAGAACAAUUUGCCUCUACGGUUUCUAACUCCGUCCUGGAGAGUUUUGAUGGGUGCUGCAGCCAGCGGAGAGCUCUGGGCAGUGUCGUCCCAGAAGCCUUUUCACUCCUUCACGCCCAGACAGCCUAAUAAUAAGCACACUGCACUUGACUCCGCUCUUAGAUGCUUUUAAUCUGUACCUACUGCCCCACCAUGUCCAAGGAGGAGACUAGCCACAGGUUCUCUUUUCCUGGGUGAGAGAAAGAAGCCCAGAGGGAGGUGACUCACCUGGAGCUGCAAAGGCCACUGCAAGACGCAGACAACUCUCCACAUUUCCUGUUGUGACACUGGGCCUGCGGGCAUCCCCAGGGCCACCUGUGGGCAAAGUAGGAGGAACCAGGGCUUUGCAACCCAUCUUUGCUCUCAUUUUAAGCUUAUCUUCCCCUGCUGAUUACCAAGAUGUCAACUGAUCAUUAGGAGGUUAACUGGUAACAGAGGCAUUAACUGAAAAUGCCAACAUUGGGAACCCCCCCCCGCUUCCCAGGGCUAUUUGCUAGGCACUUCCUGGGACCCUGGGGCCCUGUCCCCACACCUCCCCCCCUGCCUGGGCCCAUCUCUGCUGACUCGCAGACCCCGCCUGCUCCUCCUUUCUUGCCCCAGUUCUGGUACUCACAUCUGCCCUGUCUUGUGCUGUGCUUUUAGGGAAGUCCCUGGGCCUCUCUGUUUCUCUAUUCCCAGUCUGUCCAAGAGGAAGCCCAGCACCUGCCCUCUCCAGAGCUCUUGGGGGGAUCCCUACAACAUUCUAAAAGGCCUGAGACAGCAUGCAAAGAGCAGGUGUCGUUUUUAUUGAAGUUCCUAAUCUGUUCGUCUGCUGAGGGAGGCAAGCAAUGGAGAAUAUUCAGGGUUUAUGGGUUCAUAUAACGAAUGUUUGCUGGGUGUCUGGGGCCCAGAGGGGCCCUCAUCAGAUCAAGUCCCAUGAGACCAGCCAGUCGUGUCCUUGUGAUGCCCCAGAUCUUAAACCACUUGCUGCUUCUCUGUCUGGAAGUGGCCAGUUUUCUGAUGUCAACUUGAGAAUCCCUACUCUUGCCCCUGCAAGAACCCCUAACUGUUUCUCUUUGCCCUAGUGAAUUUGGGAAACACGCCUACAUUUUAAUUUUGCAGCUGCUGAAUCUUUGUGGGAAGCUCCUGGAACCCCAGCAUUUGCCAAGAUAAGAGUUUGAGAAUCUAGGCAAGCACUUGGUGCCCUGCUGAAUUUCCCCCAUGUGCUGGGUGUGGGCACAAGCCCUGUGUGAGAGGAUUCGUCACCCUCCCCCCGCCCCCCAGGACUGUGGUUCUCCAGGCAACAGCCCCCCGACUGGCCUGAGCCAGUCACAACAAGCUCUGGGGGAGCCAGCUCCUCUCCUACCACUUGACCUUCCUGACUGCCCCCUUGGGUUCCAGCCUGGGUCAUGUACAGACACCACCAGGAAACCAGUGACUAAGGGCCUGGACCAGGGGUGGACCAGGCCAUGCUCCUGGCAACCUGUCACCUGGGACAGAAGGAGCUGGUGGCCUGUUUGACUUGCUCUGCAGCUGCUAUAAAUAGCCUCCCUGUGUCAGAGAGGAAUUAAGGGGGGUGUUUAUCUCCAAAAAACCAGACAUUUCCUGAUGCUGUAAACUGAUUUAUUCAGUGCUGCGUCGGAAUCACUCACAUGGCCCUCUAUGCUCAGUCUCGAGUCGGGGGCAGGAGGAAGAGGAAAGGGAGCCACUCUUACACUGUGUGCCCCGGCGCUGGGCUGGGAGCUGCCUACACGCAUCGCUCCUGUGAGGCAGGUCUUAUUACCGUAUGGAGUCACGUCUAAGACACCACCGAUAUUUUAUGUACCAUUAAGGAAAGAACACUGCCAAUUUUAACUGUCAGAUGCCACAACUAUACAAUUCAUUCCAAUCAGAGGUGUUGAAAUGUGGAAAAAACUGUGUUACUUAGAAUCGAUGAAAUAUGGUAUUAUCCCCAUUAGGCAGGCAAGAGAACUGACGUCCUAGGAGUGAAAUGUCCUAGAGUCACAGAGCAGGAGGUGGCAGGGCUAGGAUUCAAACCCAGGAGUGUGUGGUGUCCAGCUUCAUGCUCUCCACUGCUUGGCCCGACUCCCACAAAGCUUGAGAUUGCCUGAGUUUUCUUCCUUGAAACUCACCUGAGCUGCACUUAGAGCCUGGGCACCUGUGCUGUGUGGAGGGUCCCAGCCCCAGGCUGCGGCCCCUGUGCCACCCACACCCUGGAAGGACAAGUGUCCGUCCUUGCAGUCUCAUCUGCCCAGCGCUCACCUCGUCCCCAUGGAGCUGUGCUAUGUGAGAGCUUGGGUCCAAACCGAGGGCCUCCUGUUCCCCGGGGCACCCGUGUGGGACCGCUUUGGGGAGGGGCCGAAGACCUUGUCCCACCACCUUCCUGGGCCUCGUGACCACCACCCCCUCAAGCAGGGCCUACAGGGCUGGGCCAGGGGACGCCAGGGGACGCCCCAUAUUGUGCCUGUUCAUUUUGAAUCACCAGAAAAACUGGACUGAUUCCAAAUCAAAACAAGCUCCUUUUCCUAGUCCAUUCCCAGAAUUGGGAAACUUCUGGGAUUUAGCUUCCCUGGGGCAGCUGCUUGCCUAACUACAGCAUCACUUUUUCAGCCAUUCAACACCCACUGCUCAGCACGGCCUGUGGUCUGGACACAGGUUUGGGAACUGGGGCUAAUGAUGCAGCCCGCAGGGAGCUCGUGGUCCAGAGCGGGAGAUGGACACAUUUGUAAACUUUGAUCCCUCUGGUGUCGGGUUCUGUGCUAGCACAUAGUAGGUACUCUUUACAUGUUUGCUUAACAAAUCAGAAAUCCAUUCAGAAGUGUUCAGAGGUUUGAUAAAACACAUGCACAUAGUCAUUCAGCAAACAUCUGCUGAGUGCCUACUAGGUGUGGGAUGCUGGGAGGAAGACACCGAGAGGACAGUGCCCUAGGUCUGACGCCAGAUAUAGAGACAUUAAGAGGGUAAUGUAACAUCAGGGGCAGAAUCCACUGGGCCUUCUUGGCCAUCCUGUUGCCCCGGGGAGUCUACCUUGGUGAAUGCACAAUGACUGCAUUCUGGGCCCAGAGCCUCCUGCUCGCUUCGCAAAGCCUCCUGUGCAUUAGAAAUGCCAGGCACCUUGCAGUAGGUGAGCUGCUGCCAAACGGCCUUGGGCAGAAUCCCCAAAGUCCCCACUAACUGAUGACCACUCUCAGGUCCUGCCAGAAAGACGUGGGGAGAUGGCUACCUGCUACUUUCAGGCUGGAAAUCAAUUCCUACGUCCCUGAAGCACCCCCAGCGAGCUCCGGUUGAGAAGGGGAUUAGGCAGAGUCUUGGAGAUGAGGCAGUAACCCCCCACUACUAGAUUCCAUCUCUGCCCCAGUUCCAGCAGAGGGACACCGGCUCAGGAACACGUGGCCACCUGGCAUUUCUCGGUAUUUAAUUGUCUCACUGUCUUUUCCAAGUCCCUAAUGAAAUGACUCGUGCAACAAUGUCUGUGCCUUAUGAAAGUGUCUGUGCACUUUUUAUCCUUUUUAAAAACUUUCAAAAGUGGGCAGGGGACUAGCAUACAUUGUAUGUUCUAGAAAUUGUGAUAAUCAUUGAAAUCCUUCUGCAUUAUGUUUCUGAUGUUGGAGUGAUGAAGUAUCUGUCCCCCACUCCCCACUACCUGUGUACAGACCUUUUAAAAAAUGUCUUCUUUUAUUAUUUUUCUGAUUCAAUACUGUGACCUCUCCAAUAAGUCAAAUCUUUGGGGAUCUGUAAUAGAGGUUUUGAAACUUGGGGCAACUGGGUUGGGAAGGGUUUGCACUGGUCCUGUGUGUUGUGCUUUUGUGUGUUGUGUGUUUUGAGUUUUUGUCUGUUUUUAUCUGUUUUAUAUUAACAUAAUUUUC